Messenger RNA from Echinops telfairi (small Madagascar hedgehog), 5523 nucleotides. It is a transcript of the gene COBL, whose product is annotated as cordon-bleu WH2 repeat protein. The record is from RefSeq and is a predicted model, not a curated record. Gene Ontology annotation, molecular function: actin monomer binding. The coding region runs from base 126 to 4160 and encodes 1344 amino acids. Gene Ontology annotation, biological process: actin filament polymerization; actin filament network formation. Lineage: Eukaryota; Metazoa; Chordata; Mammalia; Afrosoricida; Tenrecidae. Gene Ontology annotation, cellular component: neuronal cell body; axonal growth cone; perinuclear region of cytoplasm. The transcript has 15 exons.
UCAGGAUCAGCUUCUUCCUUGAGUGCCUGGGAUUGCCUUGGCUGCACAAUAGAGAGGGGCUCUUGCCUUUCCUUUGGGAGGCGCCAAGUGGGCACAUUUGAGACCAGGGCCUGAGCCAGCCUGCGAUGUAUGAAAACAUGACCAGGUGGUUUGGAAACCAGAGGAAGAUGAAGGCUCGGGCCCCACCCCCUCCUGGAAAACCUGACCCUGUGGAUGUUCCUGGUGAACGGAAACCUAGCAGAGACUUGGGCCUCAGCCCUCAACAGAACCUGAUCAACAUGAAAGAAAACCUGCAUAACAGUACAGUGGACAUCACUGUGGUUCUCCCCAGUGGGCUAGAGAAAAAGAGUGUCGUCAAUGGCAGCCAUGCAAUGAUAGACCUAUUGGUUGAACUCUGUCUUCAGAACCACCUGAAUCCAUCCCACCAUGCCCUUGAGAUCCGGUCUUUGGAAACCCAACAACCUUUGAGUUUUAAGCCAAAUACGUUGGUUGGGGCCCUAAAUGUGCACACAGUGUUUCUGAAAGAAAAAGUUCCCGAAGAGAAGGCUAAACCUGGGCCACCGAAGGUGCCUGAGAAAUCUGUGCGCUUGGUAGUGAAUUACCUGCGAACACAAAAAGCUGUUGUGCGCGUGAGCCCUGAGGUACCUCUCCAGAAUAUUCUUCCUGUUAUUUGUGCAAAAUGUGAAGUAAGCCCAGAGCAUGUCAUUCUCCUCCGGGAUAACAUUGCGGGGGAAGAGCUGGAACUUUCCAAGUCCCUGAAUGAGUUGGGAAUAAAGGAGCUCUACGCCUGGGACAAUAAGAGAGAAACCUUUAGAAAAUCCUCAUUUGGUGAUGAUGAAACAGAUAAGGAAAAGAAAAAAUUUCUGGGAUUUUUCAAAGUUAAUAAAAGAAGCAAUAGUAAGGCUGAGCAGCCUGGGUGGUCUGGCAGGGACAUCAAUGAGGAUGGCUUACAGUCUGCAUCAGCAAAGGGCUUCAAUGGCUGUCGGACAACUCCGAACUCCCCAUCCGUGAGUUCACGGUCCAUUACACUGGGUCCAUCCGUGUCGCUCAGCAACAUCUCAGGGAUGUCUGUGAAGUCAGAGAUGAAGAAGCGCCGAGCCCCUCCUCCCCCCUCCUUGCCAAGUCCAGGGGUACCUGUGCAAGACAAGGCAUCAGAAAAGGUUUCUCUUGGGUCCCAGAUUGAUUUGCAGAAAAAGAAGCGGCGGGCACCAGCUCCCCCUCCUGCACAACCACCGCUGCCCAGUCCCCAGGUUCCCAAUCGCAUGGAGGACCAGGAGGAGAACAGGAAGAGCAUGAUGGGUAUUGGACGGCAGGUGCCACAAAAACCUCCCCGUGGCACUAUGCGUGGCCCACCCCAGUUAGUGCUUCCCCCACCCCCACCCUAUCCUCCUCCUGACACUGAUGUGGCGGAGCCUCUUGGCUUACCAGAGGAAAGUGCUGUACCUGAGGCCCCAGACCUGAGACCCAAAAUGAGCCUGACCCUGGGGCCCAGUAGCAACUGCGCGGUGGACGGCAUUCCGCUGGCCCUCUCGGAGACCGACGAGACUGUGUCGGUGGGCAGCUGCUUUGCAUCAGAGGACCCAACCGAAGACUCUGGAGUUAUGAGCUCCCCGUCCGACAUCGUCUCCCUGGAUUCCCAGCACGACAGUGUGAAAUCCAAAGACAAGUGGGCCACCGAUCAGGAAGACUCUAGUGACCAAGAUCUAAGUGGAGCUCCAGAAGUGGGUCCCCAAAAGAGCCCUUCCUGGGAAAGGACUGGCUCUGGACAGUCGCAUCAAAGAACUGAAAAGACUGCUUUGGCCUUCGGUGACGAGGAGGACCUGCUUGUCAGCGGGCAGUUCCAGAGAACACUUGUCAAAGCUGAUGAAGACCUAGAAGAAAUGGAAGAGAAUUUUGAAACAGACACCGGCUCUCUCACCAGCUCCGUAAACAUUGCUUCCAGCCACUCGACACAAGAUGCCAUGCCCACUAGCAGCAAUGAGGACACAAUUCCGGUGACAUUCAUAGGGGAGGUUUUAGAUGAUCCCGUUGAUUUGGGGGUGUUUUCCAACAGAAAUAACAAUGCAGGUUCUUUUGACCUGAGAAACCUGGGCGCCAGAAGAGCCCAGCUGCUAUCGUUCCAAGCUGAGGACAGCCAAUCCCUUAGAAAGGCGGAGGAGGUACCUAAAUCAUACGCUCCUUCUCAUGACCCUGGAAAAGAAACUAGAUGGACCUUUCCCAACACCAGUAAAGGAGUGAAUUCUAUUGAAAUUCGACCCAAGCUGACUACUUCCGUCUCGAAGUUGCACGCAGAUGCUCUAAAUGCCCCAGAGAGAAAGCCAGCGUGUGGCCGGGCCUCCAGUGACAAGACGCCGGCUGCCCUGAGAGGGACCGCACAGCCACUGAGUCAAGAGGAAGGCCACACUCUAAGGGAGGGCCUGCCACCACCAUCCUGGUAUCGACGAGGUGACAGCCCAGGAGGGAGCUAUGGACUUAAAUACGGUCUCACCACAUAUAAAAUUGUUCCUCCAAAAUCCGAGAGGAGGUGCUAUGAUCGCGGAGUAUCCCUCUCCACCGGCGCCAUUAAGAUCGAUGAGCUAGGAAAUCUGGUGAGCCCAGCUGUGAACGGAACCCGGACCAUCGCCCUGCCAUCAUCCGUUCUUGAAACAGACGAGCAGCCCAUUGGAAAGGUAAAAGAAUUCUGGAGGUCCAACUCCAUGGAAAAGCAAUCCAAAGUGUCCAAAGGCCACUCCCUGGAAAGGACCAGCACCACCCUGCCAGCCAACCCCCGGCAUCCAGAAAGCAGACACCUUGCUGACCCUGCACCCCCUGUCCCCACCCUGACGGUGCCCCGGAAGCAGGCUCUCCUCCCAGAAGAUGGGAGGUGUCUGGAGGAAGGGAAAAGCCAGUCACCCAUCGCCAGCCCUCUUCAACCCCAAGGGCCAGCAGCUACCAGCACAGAUGUCUCCUUUGUUAAGCCUCAGAGAAGGACAUCCAGCCAGUACAUGGCCUCGGCGCUCGCGAAGCGGAUGGGAUCCGCCAGUGUCCACACUGACGCGGCGGCAAAGCACAAUGGGGCCGAGAGGGGUUCUGAAGGCAAAACGCCCAAUCCCAUCAGACACCAUCUUGCUACCAAAAGUGAUAGAACUCCCAGCCCACCCUCAGAGAUACCAAUAGGUAAAGAUGCUGCCAAGCAGCCCCGCCCCACCCUCCCCCAGAGUAACGGGGAGGAGUCGGCGGUCGGUACCCAUCUAAGUGCAAACGGCAGCAGUCCCUAUGGAAAGCUGUCUGCUCACGAUUGUCCGACUGGUGUCCUACAAAAUUCCAGUGCCUCACGAAUCAGAGUUUCCCAGCCAGAUCAUGUUUCUGUGGCACAGAGCUGUGGCUUUGGUGGAAAGCAAAGCACAAGGAACCAGAAGACCAGCUCAGUGGCCGAACCACAGAGCGUGCUACACAGCACAGCCACCGCCUCUUCCCGCCCAACAAAUAAUCAGGCUUCCCCCAAGGCUUGGGUAAACGGCUCCAAGUGGCCCCCUGUGAGCAGUGAGCCUCCCCACUCUCUGAAAGGAUCAACCACGAACAGCCACAAGGUUCUAGAAAUGGAGCAGAAACCUAAUUCACUAUCUCCGGAUGCACAUGAAACAGAAGGAACCUCGACACCCAGCAUUUUUGGGCCAAAGAAGAAAUUCAAGCCUAUCAUCCAGAGGCCAGCCCCCAAAGACAUGUCCCUCCACAGCGCUCUGAUGGAAGCCAUCCACUCGGCAGGAGGGAAGGAAAAACUCCGGAAGACUGCAGAGCACACCCCAGAGAGAGGGUCAAAGAAGCCUUCGUACUCAGAGGCAGAGAGUGAGCGGUCAGCACUGCUGGCUGCCAUCCGUGGACACAGUGGAGCCUGCAGUCUGAAGAAGGUGUCAUCCUUUGCUUCUGAGGAGCUCCAAAGUCUCCGAGAUGCCGGACUCUCUGCACACAUCUCAGAAACCCCUCAACAGAACAGCACAUGUGCACCACCCCUUCCACCUCCCCCACCUCCUACUAUCCCUGCUCCUCCGGUGCCCAGGAUGGCCUCCAAGUUCAGCACAAAUACUCUCAACAACACUGUGGAUGCCAGACAAGCCUUGAUGGAUGCCAUCCGCUCCGGCACAGGGGCGGCAAGAUUAAAAAAGGUGCCCUUGCUUGUGUGAAUAUCAAUAAAAGUCAACUCAUUGCAAGAACGCAUCCUGUAAGAUAUCCAGAAUCUUCACUCAAGGGCUCUGCACAGCAAGAAGCAGCAGGAGUUGAUGUUACUGCCUGUUUACUGGCCAAAAUAUGUGGAGUUGAUUUUCAGCAUGUUCUCAUAUAAUAGUUCAAAAAGUGGGGAAGAUAUUGCUUUGCUGUAUGGCUUGUGUGCCAAGGAGAUGUAUUUUGUCUCUGUGUAUUCAAAGUUGCCAAUAAACUAUUCGUGUUGGCAGGUAAUGGUAAUAUGAGUACUACAGCCCAGCGCUACACUCAAUUAGAUUUAUGGGCAAAUUGAAAAGAAUCAUCUCUUACCAAUUUUGGAGUUUUACCACAUAUAAAUGGUUAAAGUCAUUGACUUGUUUAAAAAUCUUUUGAAAUCUGUAAAAAUUCCGCUGAAACAAUCUAAAUGCAAUAUGUUAUAUGGCUGCUAUGUGGGGUUAUAAUAAAGAGUUGGGAGACUUUUUCAAAGAUGAGGGUGUGGAAAAAGGAAACGAUUUGGUUCUUAUUCCACAAAGAGUUGGAGCGAAACCUCAAGGAAAAUUAAAAUCUGAUCCAUGGAAUUUUUAAAAUAAAAUAUUGUUAUACCAAAUGUUCAUCACAUGUGAUUGUGCAGAUAGGGUAUUUCUGUGAUCUCCAGAGGUCACGGCGUAUGACUGAGAUCCAGAGCCUCUUUGGAGUAGAUGGUCACAUGAACAGGCCUCCACUUUGAUACCAAGUCACCGGUGGGUUAUGAAGUAUAGCAGGCCUCUCCAGAGUAUUGGGGGAGAGGCUGUGUACAGAGCCCUCUGACUUCCCCCAGGGGCCUUCUGAACUCCCUUAGAUGACAACAGAUGUUGGGUGUUUCUAUUUGGCCGACAUUAAAUAAAAAUUAUGCUAUUAUUUCAUGAUUUGAGUUCAGUUUUAACCCUUUUGUUCAACAGAGUAGCAGAUCCUCUUGUAUUAUAUCCCGGUCUUCUGCUAGUAUAUGAUCUUUAGUCACCAGUAUUUAUAACCAAGUUGAACUACAGUAGUAGUUUUUCAUAUAUACUCACAUAUCUACAACAUUCUGUUAUCUUGAAAAAAUUCUUUUAUGAGGUUAAUAGAAAUCAAGAAACGUUCACUAAAUAAAGUCUCAAUCUUAAUGGAACAACAAAUCUGGCAAAAUCAUUUUAAUGUUUUACCAUACUUCCAAUCUGGGCAUCAAGGAGAAUGGAAUCUCAGCUUUGUGUUAUCUGAUUGAUGUUGCUAACCUUCCUUGGUGAAGAAAGAGCACCCAGCCAAUUGCUCUUGCCCACAACUAUCUCUACAUGUGUCUUUUAGUGCCACAAAUAAAGGAAAAUCAAAGUGAAA